Messenger RNA from Chlorella variabilis, 2679 nucleotides. RefSeq lists its product as hypothetical. The coding region runs from base 1 to 2679 and encodes 892 amino acids. Gene Ontology annotation, molecular function: protein binding. The record is from RefSeq and is a predicted model, not a curated record. The transcript has 21 exons. Gene Ontology annotation, cellular component: plasma membrane. Lineage: Eukaryota; Viridiplantae; Chlorophyta; Trebouxiophyceae; Chlorellales; Chlorellaceae.
AUGGCCUCUGCAUCCGGCUCGGCAGCUCCCUCGCCAGCAGAUGGCAGCCCUGCCACGACGCCGCUGAGCCGGAAGAAGUCGGGCAGCAGCCUGUUCACUCGGAUGUUCAGCACAAAGGCCAAGCAGCAGCACGUGGCAGAGGAGGCAGAAGCGCAGGCAGCACUGGCUGUGGCGGGCGGGGCGGCCGUCCUUGUGUCGCCAGGAGCUGCGGCACUGGCCGGCAGUCCUGCUUUUGGCCAGCAGCAGCAGGCCUGGCUGGAGCUGCAAAAUCCAGUGCUGACUGAGGAGUUUGGCGCCCUGAACCUGGCAUCGCGCAUGGAUGCUGCCGCGCUGGAGGCAGGGCUGCCCAGCCCCGAAAUGGCUGCCGCUAUGGCAGGCCAUGCCCCCACCCUGGAGUCUCCUGUACUCCUGGCAGCCUCGGCGGCAGCACCAUUCAGCACCCCUGGCGUCCAGUCCCAGCUGUCGGACAACUUCUACACCGCCAAGGAGCACCAGACGCUGGCAUCGGGGGCGGUGGCAGGCCCCACCCCGCAUUCCACUGCUGCCUCCCGGCCCCAGCAGCCGUCGGUCGCUGCUGCUGCUGGAGCAGAUGCCGUGGACUUGGCAGGCUUUAUGGCGGCAGGCGCAGCGACGGGGGACAGCAGCCAGGUGCAGGCCAAGGAUGAUCCCCUGCCGGCAGCCGCUGUGACCUCGCUUGCCCAGGGAGAGCCAGAGGUGUCCUUUGCCUUCCGCCAGCAGGCAGCUGCCCCGCAGAGGUCAGCAUCUGCUGUGCCCACUCCCGCUCAACACAAUGUGUCAGACAGCCCUAGCAAGUCGGAAGCGGCAGCGGCAGCCCUUAGCGCACUACCGCUGAUGGAAGAGGGUGCUGGCUUUGAUGACUACCAGUUUGACCAGAUGCCGCCAGGAGGCCUGGAGGAGCAAUUGCCAAAGAUCGACUGGUCCGGCAAGACGACUGAGGAAAUUGAUGCGCAUGUCCAGGUGCUGCUGGAGCAGCUUGAGACAACGCUGGCUGCUCCAGCCUCGGUCAACGCUACCACUGACAUCCUGGGGGUGCAACGCGAGGCCAGCAGCAUGCCCGACUGGGCCGCGUACAAGGCUCACAUGGAGAUGGGCUUCAGGCUGGGCUCCAAGCAGAGGUAUCGGGAGGCCAUGUACAGCUUCCAGGCGGCAGUGCGGGUGCAGGCAGGCGACCCGCUGGCUCACUUCCGCAUUGGCAACACGCUAUUUGCACUGAAGAAGUAUGCCGAGGCUCGCAAGGCAUAUGGACGCGCGCUGAAGUGCUGCAAGCCUGGUGUGGAUGCUGAUGAGGCGUUGCAGCCCAAGGUGUACGUCAACCUGGGCAUCACGCAAGAGGCAGAGGGCCUGCUCAUGAGCGCCUGCGACCACUACAAGCAAGCGGUGGCGCUCAACCCCGACCACUUCCGCGCUUACAAACUCAUGGGCAGCGCACUGUAUGCCUUGGGAGACUUUGAAGGCGCCAAGGCGGCGCUUAAAGAAUCGCUCAAACUGAAGCCGGACUAUGCCGAUGCUCACUGUGACUUGGGAUGCACCUAUUGCGCUCAGGGCGACAUGGAGAAUGCCAAGAAGUGCUUCAAGCAUGCCAUCAAGUGCGCACCGCAGCAUUUGGAGGCCCACUUCAACAUGGGCAACCUGUACCGCCAGUGUGCCGAGUUUGGCCGCGCCAUCCAGAGUUAUGACAAUGUGCUGGCCAUUGAUGCCUCACACUGGCGCUCCCUGCUGAACAAGGCGGUGGUGCAGACGUGCACCAGUGACAAGGAUCAGGCGACCUUUAACCUCAAGCUGGCGCUCAAACUUUCAGGCCAGAGCGGCGUCCUGGCCCAGGAGGUGGACCAGCUGAAGCGCAUGCUCAAGGCAGGGGCCAAUUGGGAGGUGAUCAGCCAGAUGAUGAGUUACAUCAGCGACAAGGCGGCACAGGUAGAGAGCCUGGCCGCGGACAUUGCGGCUGGCAACGCGGAGGCGACUCCGCAGUCCAAGCCCGUGUUCAGCAUGCUGGGGGGCAAGUCAAACAAGUCUUCCAUGGCAGGCAGCCCGGGCAAGAAGGGCAAUAACAAGCUGAAGCGCCUGGGCGUGAACAUCUCAGAGGCCAGCCGCGAGGUGGACCUGCCAAUGCUGCAGCAGUUGCAGCCCAUGGCAGGGGCGCGGGUGCGGGAUUUGGAGGCGGAGGCCAACGACGGCAACACUUCACGCGGCAAGCGGGGCAAGAUGAUCAAGGCGGCCAAGGCGGAGGCACUGACCCGGCGGGUGCUGCAGAGCACCCCCCCCGGCCUCUUCCAGCACAUGAUGCGCACCAUCAACAGCCAGGUGCUGGUGCUGCUGGACACCAAGCGCAGCGGCUACGUCGACCUGGCCCUGCUCAUCAUGUGCUUGCUGGCCCUCUGCGAUGCGCCGAUGGUGGAGCGGCUGCACGCCGCAUACCGCGUGAUGCAGUGGCGCAACAAGAACGAGCCCAUCACGCGCAAGGACGCUUUCGACUAUGUUGCCGCGCUGCGGGUGAUCUUUGGCGCACAGCAUGACCACGCGCAGUGGCAUGCACAUGCGCCCGAGGCCAUGGACGGCCAGUUCAUCAACGAACAGCGCUGGGUCAGCAUGGUCUCCGACUCCCGCCUCGGCUUUUGCCUGUUUGAGGCGCUGCCCCACCUGUGCAAGCCGCUGGCUUGA